This is a messenger RNA of Bactrocera oleae (olive fruit fly), 1393 nucleotides long. Its product is annotated as phospholipase A1. Gene Ontology annotation, biological process: lipid catabolic process. Lineage: Eukaryota; Metazoa; Arthropoda; Insecta; Diptera; Tephritidae. Gene Ontology annotation, molecular function: lipase activity. The record is from RefSeq and is a predicted model, not a curated record.
GUUAUUUUUGCACAAGUAGUACAACUUUCAAGGUGGCCUCAUUUGGUUGGAAAAUUUAAGCGUUCUAUAACAGAAAUUUAAAAAGUACAAGGAAUGCAAAAUCAUUGUAGCAUUGUGCCAAGUAUGGUUAGUUUGCUAUUAACAAGUCUCUUAGGUUUGGUACCGGCUGACAAUACCAACUGUAAUGCGACCGAAAGCUGGCUUAUACCACAGACUUCUGGAGUUUCUCUUCCUGUUACUGCAGUGACACUUGCAGCAACAAUUCUUCCCUUUACUCCAAGGGAGAGGGAUGUACAAUUCCUUCUUUUAACUAGUCGUAACCCCACUGAGCCUUGUAGAUUACGGAUAGGCGAUGUAAACGCUUUAAAUUCGUGCCCGUUUAAUCUCAAUUUAGAUUUAUACUUUAUUGUACACGGCUGGUUAAAUAAUAGGAAUUCACCUAUGUGUAAGACAUUGGCAGCAGCCGCAAUUGCUAGGAACAAUACAAAUGUCAUUAUUGUGGAUUGGGGUUAUAUAUCCAUGAAUCCCAAUUAUGUAUAUGCUGCUAAGUCAGUCGGGCCGGUUGGUGAGAUUGUGGCUAAAUUUAUAAAUUUCCUUUGUAGAAAUUACCCAGCCGUUUGCUAUAAGAUUAAAGUGAUCGGUCACAGUUUGGGUGCACAUGUAGCAGGCUUUGCUGGAAAAUAUAUUGAAUUCGGAAAAAUACACACUAUUUUUGGCCUGGAUCCAGCAGGACCUCUAUUCGAUUACUGUUUUUGUGAAAAACGAUUGUGUAAAACAGAUGCAACAUAUGUGGAGAGCAUGCACACGAACUGUGAAUUUUUAGGUUUAAGAGAACCCAUCGGGCACAGUGCCUUCUAUGUGAAUGGUGGAGAAAGACAGUACAAAUGCGCACCUGAUAUGUUUGGUUACUGUUCGCACAUGCAAGCGGUAGCGUAUUGUGAAGAGGCGCUUAAAGGAAAAAAGUACCCAUCCAUUAAGUGUGCCACAUAUACCGAUGCCAUAGAGAAUGCGUGUGGCUCAACGCUUAGUCCAGAGUUAAUGGCCUGGCCGACAAAUUUUAAUAUCAGCGGUAUAUUUUGUGUGAAUGCAACUGAUGAACCACAAUAUAAACUUGGUUUUUGGUAAUCGAUCUAUAUAUGGUAUAUACCGCAUUAUCAGUAAUCGAUCUAUAUAUGGUAUAUACCGCAUUAUCAUUUAUAUGUAUUAUACAUAGUAUAUAGCGUUUAUUUUCAAAUUAUGUUGGCAAUAAAAUAUACAACCAUUUUUAUACUCUUGUCUCAUGUUGCUAUAGAUUAUGAAAGAUUCACCUAACGAUUAAAAAAUGGGCCCCUUAUAAGUUAAAUGUAUAUGUCUUCCAAACUAAUAAAGUUAUACUACUAAAUAUUUGCAUAAA